Sciurus carolinensis (gray squirrel) is the source of this 1365-nucleotide messenger RNA. It is a transcript of the gene Bpifb6, whose product is annotated as BPI fold containing family B member 6. NCBI's taxonomy places the organism in Eukaryota, Metazoa, Chordata, Mammalia, Rodentia, Sciuridae. The coding region runs from base 1 to 1365 and encodes 454 amino acids. The transcript is spliced from 15 exons. The record is from RefSeq and is a predicted model, not a curated record. Gene Ontology annotation, molecular function: lipid binding.
AUGCUGCGGAUCCUGUGCCUGGCGCUCUGUGGCCUGCUGACUGGCGCCGGAGCCGACCCUGGCGCGCGGCUGCGGCUGGGCAUGGACAUCUUGAACCACGAGGUGCAGAGCGCCAUGGACGAGAGUCACAUCCUGGAGAAGAUGGCAGCAGAAGCAGGCAAGAAACGGCCGGGGAUGAAGCCCAUCAAGGGUAUCACCAAUAUGAAGGUCAAGGACGUCCAGCUGCCAGUCAUCACACUGAACUUCGUACCUGAAGUGGGCAUCUUCCAGUGCGUGUCCACGGGCAUGACCAUCACUGGCAAGAGCUUCAUGGGAGGGAACAUGGAGAUCAUCGUGGUCCUGAACAUCACAGCCACCAACCGGCUUCUGCGGGAGGAGGCGACGGGCCUGCCCGUGUUCAGGAGCGAGGGUUGUGAGGUCAUUCUGGUCAGCGUGAAGACCAACCUGCCCAGCAACAUGCUGCCCAAGAUGGUCAACAAGUUCCUGGACAGCACCCUGCACAAGGUCCUCCCUGGCCUGCUGUGUCCAGCCAUCGACGCCGUCCUGGUGUACGUGAACAGGAAGUGGGCCAACCUGAACGACCCCAUGCCUGUGGGCCAGAUGGGCACCGUCAAAUAUGUCCUGAUGUCCACACCGGCCACCACAGCCAGCCACAUCCAGGUGGACUUCAGCCCCGAGGUGCAGCAGCCGAAGGGCAAAGCCAUCAAGCUGGCAGAGGAUGGGGGGCCCCUGGAGAUCCCGGGAGGCUAUGCUGAGGGCUCCUCGCAGCUGCUGCUCUCAGCCGCCCUCCUCACCGCCGAGCUGGCCCUUCUGCAGAAGUCCUUCGACGUGGACGUCCAGGCCAAGAUGAUUGGCGAGCUGCCCCCGCAAACCACAGAGACACUGGCUGGCUUCAUCCCCGAAGUGGCCGAGGCCUACCCCAAGCCCAAGCCCUUAGUGACCCAGAUCAGGAUGAGCAAGCCCCCCAAGGUCACCAUGAAGACAGGCAAGAGUCUGCUGCACUUCCACGGCACCCUGGAGAUGUUCGCUGCCCGGCGGCGGGGCAAGCACCCUGUGUCUCUCUUCCUUCUGGAGACCCACUUCAACCUGGAAAUCCAGUACUCGGUGCAGGAGAACCGGCUGCAGAUGACCACCUCUCUGGACAGAUUGCUGAGCCUGUCCAGGGGGUCCUCAUCGAUUGGUGCCUUCAACGAGAAGGAGCUGACCACCUUCAUCACCGAUUAUCUCCAGGAAGCCUACGUCCCGGUGGUCAACGGCGUGCUCCAGGGCGGGUUCCCACUCCCGGACGUUCUGGCCAUCAACUACGACCUGGCGGAGCUGCACCUAGUGGAGGGUGCUCUGUUGCUGGAUCUGAAGUUGGACUGA